ACUGAGUACGACCCAACCCAAGGGCAACGGGCAUCGGCCUUGAGUAAAGAGUAAGCGAACUUUUGUUUUCUCUGUGUUCUGAUUUCUGAGUGAUAUUGGUGUCCUGUCAAGCCGAGUUGACCGAUACUCGUUCCUGCUGUAAAAUGUGGAUCUAUGUUAAAAUUUAGCCUCCGACCUUCCAGUGACUGGGUCUCAGGCUCUGCGAACCUUUUCGAAGUCAAAAAAUGUUUAAUCCGUGCUGAUCAGGACAAAAGCAGAAUGGGUGCUUUGGCCAGCAGGCAGAAUGCUGGCGUCGAAGAGGUCGAUGUCGUCUCCAACCAUGCUUACAAGUACCCACCGAAAUCAGGCAACUACUUCGGUAGCCACUUCAUCAUGGGAGGAGAACGGUUUGACACUCCGCAACCGGAGGCCUAUCUCUUUGGGGAGAAUGCGGACCUUAACUUCCUCGGAAGCCGACCGACCCCUUUUCCUUAUCCACCACCGCAACCGAAUGAGCCGACCAAAACUCUCAAAAGCCUUGUAAAUAUUCGAAAGGAGUCAUUACGACUUGUGAAAGCUGUUCCUAUCACGACAAAAUCCGACGGCGACUCUUCGGCCAAGCAUAUCCAGUACAACAUUGAAUUCGUUUUUGACUGUGAUGCCCGUACUUCCAUAACUAUUUAUUAUUUUUGCACUGAAGACAUUGUUGGAAAUGGCCUUGUAUAUACACCGAGAGAUCAAAGCCUUACGUCUGAAACAUUCCAUUAUCAAAAAGGAGCCAACCAGCUGUUCUCGCAGCCUUCUCAUUUAUUCGACCCGAGUAAAUUUUCUGCUGAAGAACUGUACUUCAACCCAGAAAAAGAGAUUAUUCCGAUAGCCAUCCAUUGUGUGGCACAAGACGGACCUGAUGACACGAGACAGUCACAUACGUGUAUUUCUGUCGUGGAAAGACAUUCUGAUGGCACUUACGUCCUCAAAGCCUUGAAGCAGAAACUGUUUGUAGAUGGACUGUGCUACCUCAUACAAGAGAUUUAUGGCAUUGAAAACAAAAACAUAGAAAACCCCAAGGCAAACAGUGAUGUAGAGACAGAAGAUAAUGGUGCAGAAUGUGUUAUUUGCAUGUGUGAUGUCCGUGAUACUCUAAUUUUGCCUUGUCGUCAUCUUUGCCUCUGUAAUUCGUGCGCUGAUUCUCUUAGAUACCAGGCCAACAAUUGUCCAAUUUGUAGAGCACCUUUCAGGGCACUUCUGCAAAUCAGGGCAUUGCAAAAAUCAAAUUCACCUCUACCGAAUUUACCACCUGAAGGAAGUAGUGAAAAUAUACCAUCCGGCUAUGAAGGCGUUUCUCUGAUUGAGGCUCUCAACGGCCCGACAACGAUGAGGCCACCAGCUACAUUGCACUUAGAAUCACUUGAAGAUCCAGAUUUAGAAAUACCAACACAUUUAUUGAACAGAUCAAGUUUAGAAAGGACCCCAAAAACAUCUAAAAUGGUAGGAAGCCCAGAUUAUGAAAAAGAAGUGUCCUGUUCCACACCCGAGGUACGCAUGUCAGUACUUUUGGCAAGGGAAAACGAGGGAUCUAGUCCAAAAGAAAAAGGAAAAUCGCCGUCAAUGUCUAGCCGUUGGAGGGAAAAACCGAAAUCUAAAGACACCGUCAAGACUGUUAACGAGACCGCAUCAACACACGAUGAAGCAAGCGUAGAAGAGGAAGUGGACAGCGAGGCUGAAAAAAUGUCCCCCUUGUUGAGCAAUAGGAAAGGAAGCAAAGAUGAUGACGACGACGAGGAUUUGAGCGUCGGCGACGAAAGCCCUGGCCACAGUGGCCCUCAGGGGAGAGGAUCGUCACCCACAUCACAAGGUGGCAAAGCAAAAGCGGAAAAUCUAAUGGAAAAAGAAGGGACAACUGCGGCAAAUGGGACCAUCGCGGUUGGCGACGAUUCCGAUUAUUACACACCCGAUGAUCCACCUGCGGCAACUAGCCCACUCCACAAUGACAAGGUGGAGUUUUUUAAAACAGAUGAUGGCCUGCCUAGAGUAACAGUCUGAACAAAACGAGUCUAUUCGUUUGGGAAAUUCGGCUCCUGGUACACCUCUGAGUGCCACAAGUCACAGGUCUAGCGCAGAUAGCUACUCUUCUUCUAACAGUUGCACCCGCCUUCUCAUUGAGAAAAACAACCAUCAUAACUGAAUUCUAAUGUGAUUAAUAGCACUGUUUGUUCAAUUACAAUUUUAAAGCACAAAUUUUUUUGAAAUCAGACAAAGCGCAAGGCGAGAU
Cimex lectularius (bed bug) is the source of this 2251-nucleotide messenger RNA. RefSeq names its product probable E3 ubiquitin-protein ligase MGRN1 (gene Mrgn1). Gene Ontology annotation, molecular function: ubiquitin protein ligase activity. Lineage: Eukaryota; Metazoa; Arthropoda; Insecta; Hemiptera; Cimicidae. Bases 154 to 2022 code for a protein of 622 amino acids. Gene Ontology annotation, biological process: protein ubiquitination. The record is from RefSeq and is a predicted model, not a curated record. Gene Ontology annotation, cellular component: cytoplasm. The transcript has 13 exons.